UCAUUUUCAUCCUGUUGGUUUCAUCUUAGUACCAGCACCAUGUCUGGUUCUAAUGGUUCCAAAGAGAAUUCCUACAACAAGGCUCGGACAUUUCCUUACCCAGGUUCAAAAGUUGAACGAAGCCAAGUUCCUAAUGAGAAAGUGGGCUGGCUCGUUGAGUGGCAAGACUAUGAUCCUGUUGAAUACACUGCCCUCUCUGUCUUAGCUGGACCCAGGUGGGCAGAUCCUCAGAUCAGUGAAAGUAACUUUUCUCUGAAGUUUAAUGAAAAAUAUGGGCAUAUUGAGAGAAAGAGGCAGAAUGGCCUGUAUGAAAUUGAAAAUGGAAGACCUAGAAAUCCUGCAGGAUGGACAGGACUGGUUGGCCGGGGGCUUUUGGGGCGAUGGGGUCCAAAUCAUGCUGCACAUCCUAUCAUAACCAGGUGGAAAAGAGAUUGCAGUGGAAAUAAAAUCACCCAUCCAGUUUCUGGGAAACACAUCUUACAGUUUGUUGCAAUAAAAAGGAACGUCUGUGGAGAAUGGGCAAUCCCAGGGAUGAUGGUGGAUCCAGGAGAGAUUAGUGCCACACUGAAAAGAGAAUUCAGUGAGGAAGCUCUCAACUGCUUGCAGAAAUCUAGUGCACAAACUCUUCAGCCAAGAACAUCUCGUGGUGAGAUAAUGGAUAAUCUUACCCUAGAAGCUGGAGAUGAUGCUGGAAAAGUGAAAUGGGUUGACAUCAGUGAUAAGCUCAAGAUUGAGGCCAAUCACUCUCAGUUCAUUAAACUAGUGACAGAGACGGGGGCUGCACACUGGAGUGAGGACUCUGAAGCUGACUGCCGUGGGGUAUAG
Molecule: messenger RNA, 825 nt
Organism: Nycticebus coucang (slow loris)
Lineage: Eukaryota; Metazoa; Chordata; Mammalia; Primates; Lorisidae
Product: ADP-ribose pyrophosphatase, mitochondrial-like
Exons: 1
Coding region: 40-825 (261 amino acids)
Cellular component (GO): mitochondrion
Molecular function (GO): ADP-ribose diphosphatase activity
Source: RefSeq, a predicted model, not a curated record